Xiphophorus hellerii (green swordtail) is the source of this 3741-nucleotide messenger RNA. RefSeq names its product intraflagellar transport 80 homolog (Chlamydomonas) (gene ift80). The transcript has 20 exons. Gene Ontology annotation, cellular component: intraciliary transport particle B; centrosome; cilium. The record is from RefSeq and is a predicted model, not a curated record. NCBI's taxonomy places the organism in Eukaryota, Metazoa, Chordata, Actinopteri, Cyprinodontiformes, Poeciliidae. Gene Ontology annotation, molecular function: protein binding. Gene Ontology annotation, biological process: cilium assembly. The coding region runs from base 336 to 2672 and encodes 778 amino acids.
GCACACUUUUUCUUCAAAGCUUUUUCUCCUCUUGAUUAUAUGGCUACCAAAAGUUAGCCCGUUUCGUAAAUAUUACUGCUCGGUAAAGGAUGGGACUUCUUUGUACUGCAUUGACUUAUCGCAUUAUUUUUGAACAACACGUGUGGCGUUUACUGUCCUGCAGUAAAUUCGAUAGCGUCACAGUGAUGGCCGUGCGUUUCUGAAGACGGUUACCAGCAGGAUACACGUUAGCAACGGUGACAGCUACCUUAGCAACUGCACACCUCCUUCAUCGUUAGGGCUGUCGGCGCAUACAAACGGCUGUGUUACUGUAUUAACAGGGAUACAGAGUAAAAAUGAGGCUGAAGACGUCGUUGCUGAAGGAACCAAAACAUAAGGAGCUUGUCAGUUGUGUUGGUUGGACCACAGCAGAUGAGCUGUAUUCUUGCAGUGAGGACCAUCAGAUCCUCAAAUGGAACCUGCUCACCAAUGAAACCGGCCUGGUGGUCCGACUGCCAGAUGACAUGUACCCCGUUGAUCUACACUGGUUCCCCAAAACCGUUGGUGCCAAGAAGCAGACCCAGGUGGAGAUUUCUGCCCUCACCAGCACAGACGGAAAGUUCCACCUGGUUUCCAAAAUGGGACGCAUCGAGAAGAGUGUGGAAGCGCACAAAGGGGCUGUUUUGGCUGGAAGGUGGAACUACGACGGAACUGCUCUAAUCACAGCGGGAGAAGAUGGACAAAUCAAGAUCUGGUCAAAAAGUGGAAUGCUGCGUUCCACGUUAGUGAGCCAAGGAUGUCCUGUUUAUUCGGUUGCUUGGGGUCCGGACUCUGACAGAAUACUCUACACAUCAAGAAGGCAGCUAAUCAUCAAACCUCUGCAACCCAGCACCAAAGUCAUUCAGUGGAAGGCUCAUGAGGGACUUGUUCUAAAGGUGGACUGGAAUUCAGUCAAUGACCUCAUCCUGUCGGGUGGAGAAGAUUGUAAAUAUAAGGUUUGGGACAGCUUCGGACGUCUACUUCACUCGUCGACCUCCCAGGACUACCCCAUCACCUCCUUGUCCUGGGCCCCAGAUGGAGAAGUGUUUGCCGUGGGUUCCUUCAACACCCUGCGGCUCUGCGACAAGACUGGCUGGUCCUACGCGCUGGAGAAACCCAACACAGGCAGCGUGUUCAACCUGGCCUGGUCUGCGGAUGGCACCCAGCUGGCCGGGGCCUGCGGAAACGGACAUGUCAUCUUUGCCCACCUGGUGGAGCAGCACUGGGAGUGGAAGAACUUUAGCAUAACUCUUACCAAAAGAAGGACCAUGCAGGUGAGGAAUGUACAGAACGAUGCGGUAGACGUGUUGGAGUUCAGAGAUCGCGUCAUCAAAGCCUCUCUGGCGUUCGACCACCUGGUGGUUGCCACUUCCCUCCAGUGCUACGUCUACAACUCCAGGAACUGGAAUACUCCACUCAUCUUUGAUCUGAAGGAGGGAACGGUCAGCCUCAUGCUGCAGGCAGAAAAACAUUUUCUGCUCGUGGACGGAUCCGGAUUGUAUACCUUCUCUUAUGAGGGUCGGUUAAUAUCGUCGCCGAAGUUUCUGGGUAUGAGAGCUGACGUUCUAAAUGCCCAGGCUGUCUCACUUAGCAACGAUACAAUCGCUGUCCGAGACAAGAGCGAUGAAAAAGUCAUCCUUUUCUUUGAUGCCAUGACUGGAAAACCCCUCAGUGAUGGGAAGCCAUUGACUCACAAGCUGGAGGUGCUGGAGAUAGCUUUAGACCAGUGUGGCCCGUCCACAGAAAGGAAAAUCGCUCUGAUUGACAAGAACCGUGACCUGUACUUGACCUCAGUGCAUCAUUUAGGGAAGGAGCCCAAAAUCUGCAAAAUCGGCAGCAUGGUUCACAGCAUGGCAUGGAACGAUUCCGCUAACAUCUUAUGUGGAAUCCAAGAUAUUCAGUUCACGGUGUGGUACUAUCCAAGCGUCGUCUUCACUGACAAGGAACUGCUUCCAAUAACCAUUUACUUAAAGGAUGGCAGCGAGUUUAGUCAUGCACCUCACAUCCUGAGCUACGUUGGCACCAAGGUGACGCUGCGCCAAGGAGAUGGCUCGUUGGUAUACAGCAGCGUCCCGCUUUAUUCAACUCUCCUGCAUGAGUACAGUACCUCCGCACGCUGGGAGGAUGCACUACGUCUCUGCCGCUUCGCCAAAGACCAGUCUUUGUGGGCGUGUCUUGCCUGCAUGGCGAUGGCAAACAGAGACCUGAACACAGCGGAAAUGGCCUAUGCUGCUAUUGGGGAGUUACCAAGAGUGCAGUACAUCAACUUUAUUAAAGAGCAGCCGUCUAAGGAGUCAUCGCUGGCCCACAUGCUGAUGUUCAGUGGUCAUGUCCAGGAAGCUGAAGCAACUCUCCUUCAGUCUGGUCUCAUCUAUCAGGCUAUACAAGUGAAUAUUGACCUUUUCAACUGGAACAGGGCUCUGGAGCUGGCGGUCAAACACAAAACCCACGUGGACACUGUGCUGGCUUACAGGGGGAAGUUCCUGCAGACAUUUGGCAGGAAGGAGACCAACAAGAGAUUCCUGCAGUACUCCGAAGGGGUUGAAGUGGACUGGGAAAAAAUCCAGGCGAAGAUUGAGAUGGAGUUGUUUAAAGAGCGAGAGAAAGCUGCAAACACCUCUGUGAGGGGCAGCGUGGCGUCGCGACAUUUAUAAUAAGGACUCUAAGGUUUUGUUGUUUGUUUUUUUGCUACAUCUGAGUUACACAAAAUCAUUAUAUGAGGUACAUCCUCCAUCACACACCCUGUUGUAAAUAGUGCCAACAUGUCACUUCUUGGCACUAUUCCUCAGCAGCUGUUUUAUUCCAAGCUUUAAACUUCGGUUCUUAUUCUGCUUUGUUUGUCGCUGCUAAAGUUUUCACUUACUGUUCUUUCUGUAAAUACAAGCAAUUUUAUGUGAAUAUAUAUUUGUCUUUCAAGCAAUUUCCUGACUAUUAAUGUUCAAUACACACCUGCUUCGCUCAAACGGUGUGCGCUCUUGCCAUUUGAAAAGUGACUGGAAAAAAAAUAGACCUCUGUUUUAUAUCAUAUUCAUGUCCCAGGGAAACAGGAAGUCAUCAAUUAUUAAAGAAAACCUCAUUGAUACUUGGACUAAAUAAAAAAGUGAAAGCUUCUGUAGUAUGUUGUAAGGAUUGUCAUGAAUGUCAAUAAGAUAAUUUUAGAAAUAUUUUUUUAUCUUGUUCAUUUUUUCCCCUCUGAGUUUGCUUAGAUAAAAGGGUUGGUUUUGUCAGAAAUUUAAACGGUACAUUCUGCCGCAAGUACAGAUAUUUUUAUUACGUAAAUUUAUAUUUUUACACCUAUUUUCUCAUGCAUUUACUGUAGAUUCAUCACUAAAGUUAAGUGUCCAGCAAUUUGCCAUCCACAACCGGCUGUAAAUAAAAAGACGUCAUGUGAAUUUAAACCAUCCAUGCUCCUUCGUUUGGCUUACUUUGGGUCGAUUGGAAAGAGUUACCGUGGUUCAGACGGUCUGCUUUUAUUUAGCUCACAUUUAAAUUGGCAGCUGCAGUCCAGGGUUCAUGAAGGAAAACGGCUCAGUGACUGAUGUGUCAGAUUUUAUCUUUGCUCUGUUCAUUUAACCUGAUAGGUUCAGACAUGUCAGAGUGAAUACUCUCAUGUUCUAAAACGGGUUUUUGUACAUCUAUAUUUUUAUUAUUUAUACAGCCCAAACUCUGUUUUUUUUAAAAAAACACUACAUGGAAUAUGAUUUAAUAAAGCAAAUACACUUA